This is a messenger RNA of Neofelis nebulosa (Clouded leopard), 2563 nucleotides long. RefSeq names its product LDL receptor related protein 11 (gene LRP11). Gene Ontology annotation, molecular function: protein binding. Lineage: Eukaryota; Metazoa; Chordata; Mammalia; Carnivora; Felidae. The record is from RefSeq and is a predicted model, not a curated record. Bases 131 to 1753 code for a protein of 540 amino acids. The transcript has 8 exons.
GGCCGCGCUGUGAGGCGCCAGGGCCUAGCGGCCGCCGCGGUCGCGCCGGAGGGGCACGGGCCCCGCGCUCGCCCGCCUUCCUCGCGCUCUGCGGCCCCGCCUCGGCUCGCGGCCUCAGCCGCCGGCCGCCAUGGCCUUCGCCGCCGGGGAGAGCGCGGGCUCGGGGCGCAGGCGGCCGCCGCGGCACCGGGCGCUGCGCGGGCUGCUGCUGCUCUGCCUGUGGCUGCCGAGCGGCGGCGCGGCCGGGCCGCCCUCCGCGCCUCUGUCCGAACUGCACGCGCAGCUGUCGGGAGUGGAGCAACUGCUGGAGGAGUUCCGUCGGCAGCUGCAGCAGGAGCGGCCGCAGGAGGAGCUGGAGCUGGAGCUGCGCGCGGGCGGCGGUCCCCAGGAGGGCUGCCCGGGCCCGGGCGGCGGCGGCUACAGCGCCAUGCCGGACGCCAUCAUCCGCACCAAGGACUCCCUCGCGGCCGGCGCCAGCUUCCUGACCGCGCCGGCGGCCGUGCGGGACUGGCGGCAGUGCGUGGCGGCCUGCUGCUCGGAGCCGCGCUGCUCCGUGGCCGUGGUGGAGCUGCCCCGGCGGCCCGCGCCCCCCGCCGCCGCGCUCGGCUGCUACCUCUUCAACUGCACCGCCCGCGGCCGCAGCGUUUGCAAGUUCGCGCUGCACCGCGGCUACAGCAGCUACAGCCUGAGCCGCGCCCUGCAGGGCGCGCAGGAAGACCCGGAUGCCUCGCCUCCCAUGGAAAAGGAUGAGCCUCCACUCAGCAAGGCUGGACAGGAUGUGGUUUUGCACCUGCCUACAGAUGGAGUGGUUUUGGACGGCCGUGAGAGCACAGACGACCAUGCCAUAGUCCAGUAUGAGUGGACAAUGUUGUUGGGUGACCCAUCAGUGAACAUGAAGGUACCUCAGUCAGGAACCCUGAAGCUGUCCCACUUACGGGAAGGAACAUAUACCUUUCAGCUCACUGUGAUGGACACUGCUGGGCAGAGAAGCUCUGACAACGUCUCAGUGACAGUGCUGCCCAUGACCUUCUCCACAGGAGGUGAGAGGAAAGUCCUUCCUUUGCAUUCACAAUGGCUGACAGAAACCAGCUACUUACAGAAACAUGGAUGCUCGAACGUUUGCUCACGCUACCACUUCUCUUGUGACGACGGCUGCUGCAUUGACAUCAUGCUGGCUUGCGAUGGAGUGGAGCAGUGUCCUGACGGGUCCGAUGAGGCUUUCUGUCAUAAUUUGAGCCUUGACCGGAAGACGGUGACCCACACAGCAACCGCCCAGCCUAGAAUCACAGGACCAAUCAAAGAUGUAGCAGGAGGCUCCUUCUUGGAAAAGUCCCACAAAGUGACUGUCCCAAACCAGCCACUGGUGGUAUCAAACACAGAGAAGAGGAAUCAUUCCACUUUUUGGGGACCAGAGAGUCAGACUGAUCCUGUGAUGCCAGAUAGUGGUUCCUCAGGGAAGAACAGAAAAGAAAAAAAUUAUAUUUUUGAAUCAAACAGCGAUCGAGGAGGAGGGGAACACCCAGCCCCAGAAACAGGUGCAGUGCUACCCUUGGCCCUGGGUUUGGCCAUCACGGCUCUGCUGCUUCUCAUGGUCGCUUGCCGACUACGCCUGGUGAAACAGAAACUUAAAAAAGCUCGUCCCAUUACGUCUGAGGAAUCCGACUACCUCAUAAAUGAGGGAAGCUUGUCCACGAUUUGCUGCUCAAACAUGUUCGUGUGUCUCACGUCUCUUCCUGAGAAAAGGCCCAUCUGAGCCACCUUCCAGAAAACUCAGAGCUUCUUUCCUCCCGUCUCUACAAGCAGACAACAGCCAGCCUCCAUCCUUCCAGAAGCUUGAAUGCCAGUCACUCGAGUAUCAGGUUUGUUCUCUUCCACAGGAAAAUAACAGAAUAUCUUCAUCUUUCUCCUCCUGACUUUUCAUAAUCUGUGAUUCGGCUCCAUGAUUCACUUUCACACUUCCCAGCCCUCCUCAGUCACUGAGGGCUGUUUCAUGUUGUCCUUUAUCAUAUUUUCCCGCAACCCAAACGCGGGGAUGCGUAUUUCUAUUUGUUCUUCAGUUUUGCCGUUCAGGGCAGACCUUGCCGAUGAAUUAACUGGACUUCACGUACAUAAACAUAGGACAGUGCGCUGUGGCCCGGGGCACGGGGCCGUUUGGGUCCUCACAACGUGCUGCCUGCAUCACAGUCAUGAUGCUCCGUAACAGCAGCUUCUGGGCCUGGGAUCAUCACUGGGGGUCUCUUAAGUUACACUGUCCCCAGUUCGAUGUUUGGGGAUUGUACCGUUUUGUUGCUAGCAGCGUGACUCUCAAUUAUUUGUUCUCUUUACUGGACUCUAAGUUUUGUCUAACUGUUGGUGUUAAAACCGAAUGAGGAUUUCUAACGAAAAACUGCCCAAGCCAAAUAGAAAAGCUUAGUUUGCUGUUCACAAAUGUUCACAUCUCCGUGGCUUUUUAAUCAAUUGUGAUGCUGACUUUUUGGGGGGGGCACUGGCCCUAUUUUUCCCAGCUCUUUUGUCCUGCUCAAUUCUCUCUAGUAUUCUAAAUAAAGUGCAUAUUUUAUAGCUA